AAAAUCUGUUAGAACAACUCCACAGAACGUAUUUUUAAAUUCUAUUUGCAGGUUUUGCUGUCGUAAACUAAAUUAUCAGUCGUUGUUUGGUAGCAUGUGGGGGGGGUAAGAAGUUCUAAGGAGCCGACACUAUAUCCGUACUGGUACAAGAACUAGAACUUCUAAACAACCUUCUUUAAUUUUAUCCUCCGGCGUCCAAUCGACUCCAGAUGUUAUUCAGGAACCUAUUGGCGCCCAGUAUCGCUAUAUGCUCUUAUGGUAUCAGGCAUUUCAAGGAUUUCCCCCGCUGGAUCUUUGCCCCAAACGGGUAUGAUAACAUGAUACUGUUCCACUUAAGAGACAAGGCUUACUAACCCUACCGGCUCCACUGUGGAGCCUGAACCAUUCGCUGCCCGAAAAGACACCUUGCAACUCCCUCCCUCCCAGCUCGCCCCUGAUAAAAGCCCGUGUCUUAGCACCUUCAGCCCUUCCCCCACCCCUCUCCCUUCUUUCCCCAAUUCCUCCAAAAGCCCUAUUCGUCGACCAAAGAGACGUAGAAGAAGAAACAAACGAACAAUAUGAUCUCUUUCCGCCGGGCGUUUGCCCUCAUCGUGCUCGUCGCCGCUGCAUCCUUAUUCCUGUUUUCUCAGCCUACCGAGGCGACAAAGAGUCCGUUGAUCACACAUAAAGUAUUCUUUGAUAUGAAGCACGGCGAUAAGGAGUUAGGGCGUAUUGUAUUUGGACUUUACGGGAAAACGGUCCCUAAGGUUUGUGCUCCUUCCGUACCCAUGUAAGAGGUUUCGACAGUGGCCCUUGACUAACGCUCUGGGUUGGGUGCAGACCGCCGAGAACUUCCGGUGAGCAUUGCAUUACGGCUGGGGGUAAGGGAAGGUGGGGAGGUGGAAGCUAAUUGUCAAUCGUGUAGUGCUCUCGCCACCGGUGAGAAGGGCUUUGGAUAUGAAGGAUCGAUCUUUCAUCGUGUUAUCGCGGACUUUAUGAUUCAGGGCGGUGACUUUACCAAUCGUGAUGGCACUGGUGGCAAGUCUAGUAAGAAGUUCUCUCCGAGUAGCAUUAGGCAGUAUAAAAUGCUAACGAUUGUGAAAAAGUCUACGGUGACAAGUUCCCCGACGAAAACUUCAAACUGAAGCACACCCGCCCCGGGCUUCUGAGCAUGGCAAACGCUGGCAAGGACACCAACGGAUCCCAGUUCUUUAUCACUACCGUUAUUACUUCGUAAGUUCUCUUGAGCACUUUGCCCCUAACUGUUCCCGCCUACUCCCCAUCUAUACUCUGCGUGCACCCAUUGAAUCUAGGCUAACGGCUAGCACAGCUGGCUCGACGGCCGUCACGUUGUUUUCGGUGAAGUUGUAGAGGGUAUGGAGAUUGUCAAAGCGAUUGAGCAAGUCGAGAAGAGUCCCGGCAGCGACUCCCCCGCCACAGUUGUAACCGUCGCGAAGAGUGGAGAACUCCCUGUUCCAGAAGAAGGUAUCCAUGUGGAACUUUAAAUGCAUUUAUACCGCCCUUUCCUUAUUUCACCUUUUCCUUUCAUUGUUUCUAUUGUCACGAACCAAAAAGAAAAAAGAAAAAACAACCGUGAAGUAAUUACGCGGUUAAUGGGAAGAACUACGAUAUCCCUUUUUGUUGUCCUCAAAAAGGUCCCGAAUAUAUAUGAUUCAUUGACAUCCUGAUGGGUUGACACGAAAUAAAUGCAUUGCCACUUUAUUACUAUUAUUAUUAAUAUACAUUCUGGGAAUCCGCUGAUGAAUGCCUCCAUCUCAUAGCCAAUGGGGAAGAAGACUCCGCAACUACUGCCCCACCACCAGCACCAGCUAGCGCAGAGACUGGCACCGAGAAGAAGGCGGAGGAAACUGGCGGGGCUGAGCCCGAGCAGCCAAAGUACGCCGCUGAAGGCCUCGUGGAUAGAAUCAAGGAUGCAGACGUGAGCUGGGGGCACGCACAGGUCCUGGCGGGUGCGUUGCUGAUUGGCGUUGCAGCGGUUUUAUACGUUAAGAGGAGGAGUGUUCGUGAGAUUAGGAAGCCAAUGGAAUAA
Messenger RNA from Tuber aestivum (summer truffle), 2029 nucleotides. The record is from the annotation of a GenBank genome assembly. Lineage: Eukaryota; Fungi; Ascomycota; Pezizomycetes; Pezizales; Tuberaceae.